Haliotis rufescens (red abalone) is the source of this 545-nucleotide messenger RNA. Its product is annotated as protein PELPK1-like. The coding region runs from base 2 to 445 and encodes 147 amino acids. Lineage: Eukaryota; Metazoa; Mollusca; Gastropoda; Lepetellida; Haliotidae. The transcript has 2 exons. The record is from RefSeq and is a predicted model, not a curated record.
AAUGAAGGCCCUGGAGGUCCCGGAGGUCCCGGAGGUCCAGAAGGUCAGUGAAGAGAAGGUCCCGGAGGUCCCGGAGGUAAAGAACAAUCACAACCACGCAGACAAGCACCACCAACAGAAGGCCCCGGAGGGCCCGGAGGUCCCGGAGGACAAUAAAAUGAACGCCCAAGGUGUCCAGAAGGUCAGGGAAGAGAAGGUCCCGGAAGUCCCGGAGGUCAAGAACAAUCACGACCACGCAGACAAGCACCACCAACAGAAGGCCCCGGAGGCCCCGGAGGUCCCGGAGGUCAAGAAAAUGAAGGCCCUGGAGGUCCCGGAGGUCCCGGAGGUCAAGAACAAUCACAACCACGCAGACAGGCACCACCAACAGAAGGCCCUGGAGGUCCAGGAGUUCCCGGAGGUCCUGGAGGUCAAGAAAAAAAAGGCACCGGAGACCAAAGGGUGAAGCAUCCACAGGUCCCGACGAUAGGCCACCACUUCCUCAACAAAGGAACUGACAAGAUGGCACUUCUUUGUCAAUGAAAUAAAACCAAUGAACACUUAAA